Messenger RNA from Astrephomene gubernaculifera, 1481 nucleotides. NCBI's taxonomy places the organism in Eukaryota, Viridiplantae, Chlorophyta, Chlorophyceae, Chlamydomonadales, Astrephomenaceae. The record is from the annotation of a GenBank genome assembly.
AUUCGGGACCAGGAAUCCCCAUAGCGGGGCGAGCUGUCGUUCACCGUAACUGAGAAAUCUCUUGCGGGUUGCUUGUUUUCAGACACAGACGGGGCAAACGAUUUCCUUAAUAGGUUGCUUUAUUUUGGCUGAUUGUUUCGGCUUGCUACCCGCUUGGCCACUUUGCCUCUUUCGAACCACGUCUUUAUCUUGAUCACGCAAGCAACAUGCAAUUAGGUUCCGCUUUAGUCCCUCGCACUUGUCCUUUCAAUAGGAAUAUACCUUGCACAUUUUCCCUUUCGCCUCGGCUAGCAGCGCCGCCGGUAGUUGCAUUGCCACAACAAGUAGCUCGGAACAACGUAGUAGUGCAAGCCAAACGCACCAAGAAGUCCGGAACAUCAAGAUCAGAAGAUGCUUCUGGCAUCGACGCUGGUGGAGCGCCCUCAGGCUGGGAUGCUGCCCUGGCUAACAUCCCCACCAGAGACGAGGCAUCAUCUGCUUCUAAUGCGGACCAAUCCACGAGCACGCAGCCUCAAGUGUCAGAUUAUGCACCGGUAGAUGACGAAUCUGCCGCGUCCGCGACAACAUCUCGACAACUAGAAGAUGCAGCGGCAGCUGACCGGAGUGGAGACCAGCGCCCCGAUCCCUCGCAACCGGCUCCCAGCACCAGCAAAGGAGCUGACAGCAGUCUAGUUGGACCGCCCAAGAAGCCCCCCAGUACGCUAAUUACCCUUACGGAGUUCGCACUGCUCAUGGAAGCAAAGGAAAUUCGGGAAAAGGAGUUGAUCGCUAAGCAGGAGCGCGAAGCCCGUGAGAAAGCAGGCUUGUCGGGUCUCGCUGUCCAAGAGCCCGCACCGUUGGUGAUUGGCCGGCAGGGCUUUCAGGUGUUCGAGCUGGACGGCGGGGAUCUGGAGCUGCUGGUGGCUGAGAGCUCGGACGGCCAGCUGGCACUGGCGGACAGCUACGUGGCGACCAAGGGCAGCGGAGGAGCAGGGGGGGAGCAGAUGCAGUACGCGCGGCCCACGCUGGUGGGACCCGUGCCCUCGGCGCCUGCGCACUACCAGGUCAUACCCUGGGCGGAGCAGAUCGGCGGCGACCUGUUCAAAUUCAAGGAGUCCACCCAGAAGAUUCGGAAGGUCUACUUCAUCGGGGUGCAUCCCUCCCCCUCGGGCGGGUUCGAUGAUCCCAUCAUGGACCUGGAGGCGAUCUUCCAGUUUGACGGAAAGAGCUGCACGCUAUCUCACAACGAGGUCCGAGUAGUGGGCACGCCGCCCAUCCUGGAGCCCGUACUCCGGAUCAGACCCACGGGUCUCACGCUAGAGGAGGCCUACCUGAUGCCUGACCCCAUCGAGGUGUCCAUGGACACGGGGGUGGACCUGGCCGACAUGAGUCCCGAGGAGUGGCAGGAGCGCAUGGCGGAGCUGGACCGGCAGGCGGAGGAGCUGGACGAGCUGGAUGAGGCGCCCGACGUGCCCAGUGUGGACAACAUGUGAGGGGGAGUG